Messenger RNA from Penicillium longicatenatum, 879 nucleotides. RefSeq names its product short chain dehydrogenase. The transcript is spliced from 8 exons. Gene Ontology annotation, cellular component: endoplasmic reticulum; lipid droplet. Gene Ontology annotation, biological process: triglyceride catabolic process; phosphatidic acid biosynthetic process. The record is from RefSeq and is a predicted model, not a curated record. Gene Ontology annotation, molecular function: acylglycerone-phosphate reductase (NADP+) activity; triacylglycerol lipase activity. Lineage: Eukaryota; Fungi; Ascomycota; Eurotiomycetes; Eurotiales; Aspergillaceae. Bases 1 to 879 code for a protein of 292 amino acids.
AUGAGCAAAAUGAAAGGCGGAAAGUUUGCACUUAUUACUGGGUAUUUGAUUGAACUGGAAGAGCCAUUUGAUUAUCAUCCUGACCUUGAUAGUUGUGGAUACGGUGAUGUUGAGGUUAUCGCAACCCUUCUUCCCCAUGAAAACGAAGACCACUUGGUAUCCAGAGGCGUGCAUGUUACUCGUACAGAUGUCACGAGUGACGUUAGUGUAGAGAAGCUGAAAGAAACGAUCCAGAAGCUUACAGGGGGGAAGUUGGAUAUCCUCAUCAACAACGCGGGAAUCUGUUAUACCAUGCCGGCUACAGAUACGAAAGUGGCCGAUGUUGAGAAGAUGUUCAAAGUGAAUGUUUUUGGCCCCAUGCGGGUCGUUCACUUCCUACAUCCUUUUCUAAUUGCUACCAAAGGUGUUGUUGUUAACAUUGGUUCCAUUGGAGGGGUUUGCCCUUAUGUUUAUGGGGCGUCCUACAAUGCUAGCAAAGCCGCCCUGCACCAUUAUGGCAAUACCUUGCGUGUGGAAAUGCGACCAUUUGGCGUUCGGGUUGUGAACAUCAUCAGUGGGGAGGUACAUACCAACAUCCUCAAAAAUGAUCAUGGCAGAUCUCUUCCGGAAGACUCUGUAUACUAUCCGAUGAAUGAGGCUUUUCAGGCUCACCUUUACCGAAAGCCAGAUGGCGUGACUCCCGAUCAAUAUGCGACCGGGGUGGUUAAGGAGAUACUGAAGAAGUCUCCAGCGCCCUGGUUUUGGUUCGGUGCAUCAUCGGGCACUAUCCGAUUUAUCGAUGCCUAUUUACCUCGAACUUUCUGGGAUUGGUUCUUCGGUCGUCUGUUCAACCUCGGAAAACUGGCUGACUCAAAUUCCGGUGGGGUCAAGCUCAUCUGA